CCAUAGUGGACGCCGUAGAAGGCGUCACGCACGUCCUAUACGCACGAUGAAGUACCACGACCGCGACCCGCAGUUCUACUGGUUCAUCGACGCUUUGGGGCUGAGGAAACCUUACAUCUGGGAGUACAGCCGAUUGAGUAUGACCAACACGGUGCUGUCAAAAAGAAAGCUGACGUGGUUCGUGGAACAAGGGCUCGUCGAUGGAUGGGACGACCCCCGCAUGCCGACAGUGCGAGGGGUGCUCCGCCGCGGGAUGACGGUGGAGGGGCUGCGGCAGUUCAUCAAGGCGCAGGGCUCCAGCCGGUCCGUCGUCUUCAUGGAGUGGGACAAGAUCUGGGCCAUUAACAAGAAGGUCAUUGACCCCAUCGCCCCGCGCUACACCGCGCUGGAAGCUAAUCCGGUGCCCGUAAACCUAAAAGGCGUAAGGGCCGACUCCACCCUGACCGUGCCGCUGCACCCUAAGAACGCGGACGUAGGGUCCAAACUCGUGUGGAUCUCGAAAAGGCUACUGAUCGACGAGGUCGACGCGAGGACGUUGAAGGAGGGCGAGAAUGCAACGUUCAUUAAUUAUGGGAAUGUUAUGAUUGAUAAGAUUCACAAAUCCCCCGACGGCACAGUAACAAGCAUCGACGCAACACCCAACCUCGAAAACAAAGAUUACAAGAAAACCCUCAAACUAACCUGGCUGGCCGACACCCCCCAAUCUCCCCCCCUCGAAGUCUACUGCGUGUACUUCGACCAUAUCAUAUCCAAGGCUGUGCUGGGAAAAGAUGAAGAUUUCAAGCAGUAUAUCGGGCAUCAGACUAGGUGGGAAGUCCCCAUGAUCGGCGAGCCGGAGCUGUCCAAGCUGCAAGUCGGCGCCGUGAUCCAGCUGCAGCGGCGCGGCUUCUUCCGCGUGGACGCCGCGCCCGCGCCGCCCUCCGCGCACACGCAGCGCGCGGCGCCGCUCGUGCUGCUGCACGUGCCCGACGGACACACCAAGGACAUGCCCGGACAGCCUAAACCAGUGCAAUCAACGCAAGUCAAGGAACCCGCCGCAAACGACUCUGCCAAGUUGAGUGACGAGGUUGCCAAGCAGGGUGAUCUCGUGCGGUCACUGAAGGCUGCCAAGGCUGAUAAGGCCAAGGUUGACGCGGCUGUGAAGACGCUGCUUGACCUUAAGGCCAAGUACAAGGCAGCUACUGGUCAGGACUGGAAGCCGGGCGCUGCUCCUACCGCGGCCCCUGCUGCGUCAGGUGACUCCUCCAAGUUGAGCGACGAGGUUUCCAAGCAGGGCGACCUUGUGCGCUCUCUCAAGGCCGCCAAGGCUGAGAAAGCCAAGGUUGACGAGGCGGUCAAGACCCUGCUCGACCUUAAGGCCAAGUACAAAGCUGCAACCGGACAGGAAUGGAAGCCCGGCACACCCGCUCCUGCCCCCGCCCCGGCAGCAUCAGGCGACGCGGCCAAGUUAAGCGACGACGUUGGCAAGCAGGGCGACCUCGUGCGCUCUCUCAAGGCCGCCAAGGCUGACAAGGCCAAGGUUGAUGAGGCGGUCAAGACCCUGCUAGACCUUAAGGCCAAGUACAAGGCAGCUACUGGUCAGGAAUGGAAGCCAGGCGCGGCACCAGCGGCAGCGGCCGCACCAUCGAACGAUGCUGCUACAUUGAGUGAUGACGUCGCCAAGCAGGGUGACCUUGUGCGAUCGCUAAAGGCCGCCAAGGCAGAGAAGGCCAAGGUCGACGAGGCUGUAAAGACUCUGCUUGACCUUAAGGCCAAGUACAAGGCUGCUACUGGACAGGACUGGAAGCCCGGAGCAGCCCCUGCCCCAGUCAAAACCGAAGUCCCAUCCCCAGGGUCAGGGUCAGAAGUAGCAACAGUUCUCCAGCGGAUAGCUACGCAGGGAGAUAAGAUACGCAAGCUCAAGGUAGAAAAAACUGAGAAGAGCGUCAUUGACACUGAGGUGAAAAACUUUCUGAACCUGAAGGAACAAUAUAAGUCCAUAACCGGCACCGCGUGGACUCCUAACGCCGCCCCGCCUGCCGCAUCCCCCGCACCCAAAACUGAGGCAAGUGCCACAAUGAAUGGGGACGAGAAAGCCGCCUCACUCGCGGCCGAAGUCGCGAAGCAGGGCGACGUUGUGCGAGACCUCAAAACUAAGAAGGCUGAUAAGGCCACGAUAGACGCAGAAGUAAAGAAACUUCUAGACCUAAAAGCCAGGUACCAGGCCGAGACGGGAGCGGCGUACGUCGCGCCCGCUGCGCCGCGCGAAUCUAAACCUAAAGAGAAGAAGGAAAACAAGCCAAAGGAGAAGAAAGAAAAGCCUAAAGAACAGUCACCAAAGCCCGCCAAAGAGGACUCCGCGAGUGGCGUAAAAAAAGUGACUCGGCUGGGACUCGAAGCCAGCAAGGACACCGAUCUGUCCGAAUGGUAUUCACAGGUCAUCACCAAAUCGGAAAUGAUCGAGUACUACGACAUCUCCGGGUGCUACAUCUUCCGGCCGUGGUCAUACAGCAUCUGGGAAGUCAUACGCGAAUUCCUCUCCACCAACUUCAAGAAGCUCGGCGUCAAGGAUUGCUACUUUCCCAUCUUCGUAUCCAAGGCGGCCCUUGAGCGCGAGAAGACCCACAUAGCCGACUUCGCCCCAGAAGUCGCAUGGGUCACCCACUCGGGGUCGUCAGAACUGGCCGAGCACAUAGCGGUCCGUCCUACGUCGGAGACCGUCAUGUACCCAGCCUACGCCAAGUGGCUUCAGACUUACAGAGACUUGCCGAUCAAGCUUAACCAGUGGAACAAUGUUGUGCGUUGGGAGUUCAAGCAGCCGCAGCCGUUCCUGCGCACCCGCGAGUUCCUCUGGCAGGAGGGCCACACCGCGUACCGCACCGCCGAAGAGGCGGGCGAGGAAGUGCUUAAAAUACUAGAUCUGUACGCGCGCGUGUACGAAGAGUUUCUAGCCAUCCCUGUCAUCAAGGGGCGGAAGACAGAGAAGGAAAAGUUCGCGGGUGGAGACUACACCACCACGGUAGAGGCUUAUGUGCCCGCUAGCGGCCGUGGAAUUCAGGGCGCGACGAGCCACCACCUGGGCCAGAACUUCUCAAAAAUGUUCGAAAUCGUAUACGACGACCCGGACACGCAGGAGAAGAAAUACGUCUUCCAGAACUCUUGGGGUCUCACCACCAGGACUAUUGGUGUAAUGAUCUUGGUCCACGGUGACGACCGCGGUCUGGUGUUGCCUCCCCGUGUAGCCGACAUUCAAGUAAUCGUGGUGCCUUGUGGCAUCACAGCCAGCACCAGUAACGAGGAUCGUCAGAAGCUGAUGGACGAGUGCAGCAAACUGGUUGGAGAGCUGGUGGCCGCUGGCAUCAAGUCUGAGGGAGAUUUCAGGGAUAACUAUUCGCCUGGAUGGAAAUUCAACCAUUGGGAGCUUAAGGGUGUUCCAGUCCGCGUGGAGCUAGGGCCCAAAGACCUGGCGAAGGGCGAGCUGGUAGCGGUCCGAAGACUCACGGGAGAGAAGCUCACGUUCAAACGAGGCACAGCUCCUAAGGAUCUGACCGAUCUGCUCGAGAGGACGCAUCAUGAGAUGUUCGCCAAGGCAACUAAAGAGCGCGAUGAGCGGCUAUCGUCGGUGACCAAGUGGGAAGACUUCACGGCGGCGCUGGAGAGGAAGCAUAUCCUGCUCGCGCCCUUCUGCGGGGAAACACCGUGCGAGGAUAAUAUAAAGAACGACAGCGCUAGGACGGAUGACGACUCGACCACGGACGUGAAGGCCCCGGCCAUGGGCGCCAAGUCGCUCUGCAUCCCCUUCCAGCAGCCGCGCGCGCUCACCGCGGCCGACCGCUGCAUACACCCGGCGUGCAAUAACAAGCCUAAGAUGAUCACGCUCUUCGGACGUAGCUACUAACCCGUGAUUAAGUUCAAGUUUUAUAUUCAGUGAAUAAAUUAUUGACAAUAUUA
Cydia fagiglandana is the source of this 3930-nucleotide messenger RNA. RefSeq names its product bifunctional glutamate/proline--tRNA ligase. NCBI's taxonomy places the organism in Eukaryota, Metazoa, Arthropoda, Insecta, Lepidoptera, Tortricidae. The transcript is spliced from 24 exons. Gene Ontology annotation, biological process: prolyl-tRNA aminoacylation; translation. Gene Ontology annotation, cellular component: aminoacyl-tRNA synthetase multienzyme complex; cytoplasm. Gene Ontology annotation, molecular function: ATP binding; proline-tRNA ligase activity. The record is from RefSeq and is a predicted model, not a curated record. Bases 47 to 3877 code for a protein of 1276 amino acids.